Messenger RNA from Syngnathus acus (greater pipefish), 4060 nucleotides. RefSeq names its product leucine rich repeat (in FLII) interacting protein 1b (gene lrrfip1b). The record is from RefSeq and is a predicted model, not a curated record. Lineage: Eukaryota; Metazoa; Chordata; Actinopteri; Syngnathiformes; Syngnathidae. Bases 419 to 2170 code for a protein of 583 amino acids. Gene Ontology annotation, molecular function: DNA-binding transcription factor activity, RNA polymerase II-specific; RNA polymerase II cis-regulatory region sequence-specific DNA binding. Gene Ontology annotation, biological process: regulation of transcription by RNA polymerase II. The transcript has 17 exons.
AAUUCUGGUCCACCGGUGGCGUCCUUCUCCGCACGUCACCUGUCGCGUGCGUUUUGCUUCUUCACGUCCCGGAAGCAACGUAGGCGGCUCCCAGGCUCGCGGCGGAUGUUGACAGAGGCGGAUUAACGAGUUUUCUGGGCGGAGGAGGGACGACAAUUGUGACGGAGCCGGUUUCAAGCGUCUUGUGGUUCCGAAGCGGAGCUGGCGUUAGCUUAGUCGUGAACGACACCGAACCUUCAAUGUGAGUUCGAGCCCGGAAAAGGACUUGAAGCUGAGCCGCACCUCCGAACCUCUUUGAUGGACCUGCAACGCGUCUGUCUAGGUUCGUGAAGGUUGUGAUCGCAAGGCUGGUGUGCUCCGGAGGGAGACGAAGGUGCACGAAGUUACUGUACGUGGCCGGAUAAUUCUGUCCUGAACGAUGGGGACUCAAGGACCCGGCAGAAAAAGGCUGCCCAACCAGGAGAAGAUGACCGCAGAGGACGAUGCUCUCCAACAGAUCGCCCGGGACGCAGAAGCGCGGUUGGCAGCGAGGAGAACAGCAAGAGCAGAAGCCAGAGAAAUUCGGAUGAAGGAGCUAGAGAAGCAACACAAAGAGAAGUAUUAUGGUCUGGAUUAUAAAUGGGGUCGCAUUGAGCAGUGGAUGGAGGACGGCGAGCGCUAUUCUCGCCACUCGCGGAGAAUCGCUUCGCUGUCAGAUGAUGAAGAGCGCAUGUCUGUAGGGAGUCGAGGCAGUCUGAAGGUGACUACACUCCACCAGUCUAUCCCUGGUUCUUCUUCUUCUUCGAAUUCACUUCUGUCUCGCAUCUUUUCCUUCACUUCUCCUUCCUGGCACACAUCCUUGUCUCAUCUCCUUCCAUCCUUUUAUCCCUGCACUUGUUCUUCCUUUCUGCCUUCCCAGCCUUCAGAUUACAGCUCUUUUCUUGGUUCUGGCUCCCGGGCAUCCUCCAGAGCUAGUUCAGCUCGUGCCAGCCCUGUGGUGGAGGAGAGACUGGACAGAGACUUCCUGGAUAGAGGCUCCAGGACAGCGCUGAACCUUUCUGCAGCCACUCUGUCUUCACUGGGUGGAGCGUCAUCUCGCAGAGGAAGCUGUGACACGUCAGUCUCCGUCGAGAUGGAGGCGUCAAUCAGGGAGAUGAAGGACUCUGUGGCAGAGGCAGAGGAAAAGUAUCGCAGAGCCAUGGUUUCAAACGCUCAGCUGCACAACGACAAGUCGACUUUAAUGUAUCAGGUGGAAACUCUGCGGGAGGACCUGAGCGACAUGGAGGAGCUGCUUUGGGAGGCGCGACGGCACGCCGAUGAGCGCACAAAGGCAUACGAACGCGAGCGUGAUUGUCACAUUCUCCUUCAGUUCCAGUUUAAGGAGAUGAACGAGACUAUGAGACGAAGUGAAGAACUUCUGAUGGAAGUGUCACAGUUACGAGAACAAACACAUGCUUAUGCUCAAGAGGUGUCUGACUUGCAGGAGGCUCUGCAGUGGAAGGAAAAGAAGAUUGCGGCAUUAGAGCGUCAGAGGGAAAUCUCUGACGUCAUUCAAAUCGAGCGCGACCAGCUGAGAGUUGAGGUGCUCAGCCUCCGAGAUGUUGUCAAGCAGAAAUACGGAGAGGUCAUUUCUCCUGAGCUCGCAACCAAUGGGGGGCCGAGAUUGGACGAUGAUGAAGUCAGCAACAGCUUUGGGGAGAACGUUCCUGACAGCAGAGAGAGCAUGCUGGAGCUGCAUCUGAAGAAGCUACUUGAAGAAAGGGAAAGUUUGCAGGAUCAGGUGAGAAUGCUCAAGUCUCAACUGCUUCUGAGACAAAGAAAUCUUGAUGGGAGCCAAAAUCCAGAGGAAGACGGUCUGGAAAAUGGCGCAGAUUCUCAUGCGGUGGACCUUCAGAGAGAUGCAAGCAGACAAAUGAGUGAGCUGAAAUUCAAACUCGUCAAAUCUGAACAAGAAGUUACCACUCUGGAACAGAACGUCAUCCGUCUGGAAGCUCAGGUGACUCGCUACAGGACAGCGUCGGAGAAUGCAGAGAUAGUUGAGGAUGAGCUGAAGGUCGAAAGGAGAAAACUACAUAGAGAACUGCGCACUGCUCUGGAUCAGAUCCAGGAGCUGGAAUCGGCGAAUAGUCACCUCACCAAACGUCUGGAGAAGAUGAAGGCCAACCGCAGCAUCCUCUUGGCCCAGCAGUGACCCCCAACGGUUCCAUCUCUCGUUUCGCAAUGGACUCCCGAAGGACUCUCCGGGUCGGAGAGCUUGCGGAAUCUUUUCUCCUGCAGCUUGACAAUCGCUGGUGUUGGGUGACGGAUGCUUGAUUUGACCGUAUGGGUGAGCUUUGUGUGACCAGCUAAUGCGGGGCUCUAUGCUAUAUGUCUUAUGCUGCCCUAAGACUCCGCCCACCUGCUCUGCCAGGUGCUGAAAAGCAACUUCUUCUGCCUCGUAAACUUUCUCCUCCAACACUGGGGGCUACAGACAGUCAUUUGAGGAUUUAUUCAGUAUCAUCUUAAUGUCCUUGGAUGAGGAUUCUCCCAACCUCACUAGUAAGACAAUUUAGCACAACUGAAUGUCUUACUGGUAACGUUUUUCUAUUGCUGCCUUCCACACUAUUAGUGUGACGUUGGUGCCCACUCAGCCUGGCAAAAUUGUGCGCUCGUUGAUGCUACAACCAGUUUCAUUACGAAAUUCAACAAUUAAGUGCUUCACUACUGUACGACGAGUCAUUCGACUUGUUUGGCCUCGUCAUUCUACUCGUGCCCAAAGAUGUUCUACUACUGCAUUGGAGUUAAGACCGUAUUAGCAUAUGGACAACUCAGCACAGGAGUUCUAGUACAACUUUUAGUCGUGCUGGUUUGUACUACUGUAUGACAUUUCUGCGCUCCAGUAGAAUGAUGUUAUUUUUCCACCACUGCAGAAUAUUCAUGUGCACGAGUUGAACUACUAUACAUAUGUUACUAGUGGCUGGUUCUCCGCUUCUCUCUGCUUCCUCCUUCCAUUACAUUAUGACAUUUUUUGGGUGCACAAAUAGAACCGUCUCACAUUUUGGUGAAUGCCAUUCACGACUUCAUUACGAGCACCAACAGUGUGCAGAUGUUUAGUAGUGCACACUGUGGGCAGCGAGGGUUUAGUUCCCACUUAUCGUGAGUGUCCCAAAAUUAGAUGGGGGGCUGAUUUAGGGUUCACCUAUUAAAUGUUACGGAUUAAACAUAGAAAAUAUUUUUAUUCCACUUUGAACAACCACAGCAGGUUGACUACACGGAAAAUAUUCACAUUUGUUCAGAAUCAUCCACUUCAAGCUGCUACAAUUUGCCACCUUUCUUGGUGGCUUCGGGUGACAUUUCUUGAAUGUUCACUUGGGUCACUUUUGAGUCCCACAAUAGCUCACAGGGAGACGUCAUGCAGUGACACUUUGAUGUUUUUCCGAGAGGGUGGCGCUGGUGCCGUCUGCUUCGCAGGCUUUGGCUUCUUCGGCGGCAUCGCCGAGGACAACAGUGCCGCUGCCCACCGUCAAACGGUUAAGAUGGAACGUGGUGGUUCUGGUGUGGAUGGACUGACUGUUCUUUGUCAGUUGGUGCUGGCAGUGGAACAGGAUCAGGAAGCAGCGGUGGAACUGAUAGAAGAAGAACAUUGAGAGCAAUCGGCUUUGAUUGUUUUGGUGGCAUAUAGAGUCACUGGAGUUAAAAGAUACUUUUUUAACUUACGGAAGAAGUGAUUUGAUAGGAGCAACCGGGAUGUUACUGUUUCGCCCAUAGUCAUGGUUGCAUGUUAACAACGUGCAACUUGAAUGUAACAUGACCGCUCAAUAAGAGACAUAGUUAAUGAACUACGGGAAACAUACACAAAUAAUAAUGAUUCUUGACUUUUUGACAGGAAAACUUCAACAUUGCAUGGCAACAGUAGAAGUAAUAAAGCAAAAAAAAAGAAGCCUACAAAUUUUAAGAAAAAAAGCAAUUAAGGGACAAUAUCAGGUUCAACCCAAUCCAGAAUGCGAAUGUCAAAUAACAACAGUACUGGUGAGUUGUUUUUUUGUCUUGCCUUGAUGUAAUGAUUUAUUUUGCUAAAAUUAUAAAACCUGGUGCAGAGAAA